Messenger RNA from Populus trichocarpa (black cottonwood), 983 nucleotides. Its product is annotated as remorin. The transcript has 5 exons. NCBI's taxonomy places the organism in Eukaryota, Viridiplantae, Streptophyta, Magnoliopsida, Malpighiales, Salicaceae. The coding region runs from base 169 to 750 and encodes 193 amino acids. The record is from RefSeq and is a predicted model, not a curated record.
UUGUAUUCUAAAUCGACGGUGUAGAACCCACGAGCGAGAGUAACCUGCGGUGAUGACACACGCUGUCUGGGGCUAUAAAGGGCACGAGAAGAUAUUGUUGAAGUCGCCAAAGUGAAAGAUUUUCAAGCUAACUGUUAAUAGUUGAAGAGAAGCUGAAGAGGAAAAGAAAUGGCUGAGCAAGAAGUGAAGAAGGUAGAAACUGAGACGCCGGUGACUCCAGCUCCGGUGGAAACUAAAAGCGAUGUGGCGGAUGAGAAAGCUAUAGUUCCACCACCUCCAGCAGCUGAAGAGAAAGAGAAGGUAGCCGAUGAAUUAAAAGCUCUUGCUGUUGUUGAAAAGACAGAACCUGCUCCGAAAAAGAUUUCAGGUGGAUCAAUUGACAGAGAUAUAGCUCUUGCUGACCUUGAAAAAGAAAAGAGACUGUCCUUUAUCAAGGCAUGGGAAGACAGCGAGAAAACUAAAGCGGAAAACAAGUCUCAGAAAAAGCUCUCUGCUGUUGUUGCAUGGGAGAACAGCAAAAAGGCAGCUCUGGAAGCCACACUAAGAAAGAUGGAGGAAAAAUUGGAGAAACAAAAGGCAGAAUACGCAGAGAAAAUGAAAAACAAGGUUGCUUUGAUUCAUAAAGAUGCUGAAGAACAGAGGGCCAUGGUUGAAGCCAAACGUGGCGAAGAAUUCUUAAAAGCAGAGGAGAUGGCAGCGAAAUAUCGUGCUACUGGGCAAACCCCGAAGAAGCUUCUUGGUUGCUUCUGAAGCAGAGCAACUUUAGGAGCCUAGCAUGGAAGCAGCAAGUUGAAUCAUCAGUCGUCCUCUGCAUAUAGUGUUUGUAAUUCCUUUUUUCAUCUUAAUGCUUUUCAUGUUUGUUUUUUUCCACAUAGUUUUAUGUCUUAUUUCAUAAAACAUCAGAAAAUUUAAAUAUUCAGUGUGUUUAUGUAAAGGAAUACAAUAUUUGAUCUAUGAGAAAAAAGUUUUAACAUGUUUGUAAA